This is a messenger RNA of Arabidopsis arenosa, 354 nucleotides long. Lineage: Eukaryota; Viridiplantae; Streptophyta; Magnoliopsida; Brassicales; Brassicaceae. The record is from the annotation of a GenBank genome assembly.
GAGAACAAAUCGGUUUUGUGGAGGAGAUAGUGAUUAUCACGGUGGUGAUUUAGGAGAGGCAUGGUUCUCGAUUUUGGUAAUGGUGGCGGAAGAUCUCUGCUUCAGGAUUUGCUGGUGGUGGUGUCUUUGGGUUGUGGUUCUUCUGCAGCGGAUGAUAGGUUGUGGCUCUGUCGGGUUUUGGCUGCCGGUGGUUGCGAGCUGUUGUUGGUAGGCUUUGUUGGUGUUGCCUAUGGAAUAGUUUGGGUCAUGGUUUUGCUCUCUGUUUUCUCAUGAAAGCUCCGGGGAUUGGUCGUGUUGGCUAGGUUUUGGAUAGCUUUCGUUUUAUCCCAUCUUGGUUCGUUGAAUCUUUUACUU